AUGACCAGCCCGACUCCAGGAACCUCCACAGGAGCCCAGGAUGGCUGGCUUAGUCGCCAGUCGCCAGCUCCCAUCCGGGGCACAAUCCUCGCCAAACCCAUGCCCACACCCAAACACGUCACGGCCAGCCUAGAGUUGGCCCAGCCGCCGGCGGUCUCGCGGGGAAUCUGCAGUCGCAUCGCUCAGUGGCUGUGGCCGGAUGGGUGGGGCCAUUCAGGCGAACCACCCAGCCUUUUCGCUGGAACCAGAUCCCAGCAAUCAGCGUCGCGCCCGCCGCUACACAUCCAGUCCUACGCCAGCGCCUCGCUUGACUGCAUGGCCUGUCGCGAAUGGAAUGUGGCCUGCGACCAUUCCAGACCGCAGUGUGAACACUGCUACCAACAGCAGAUCCUGUGCUUCUAUGUCAGUCCCAAGCAGAUGCCCAAGCGCAAGGCGAGACGCGUGGAACCAGCCACCGGCGAUGUGGCGACGGUCUCGGAGCAGCGCGCACACCUUCCUGACGCGCCAGCAACAGUGACAGUUUAA
Molecule: messenger RNA, 525 nt
Organism: Penicillium canariense
Lineage: Eukaryota; Fungi; Ascomycota; Eurotiomycetes; Eurotiales; Aspergillaceae
Exons: 2
Coding region: 1-525 (174 amino acids)
Biological process (GO): regulation of DNA-templated transcription
Molecular function (GO): DNA-binding transcription factor activity, RNA polymerase II-specific; zinc ion binding
Source: RefSeq, a predicted model, not a curated record